CCCCCCAUCCCCCCUCCUCUUCCCCGACUACUUUUGAAGAAAAUGGAGACAGACACCACGACCAAGGCAUCCUCCAUCUCGACCUACAAGUUGGUCAUUGUCGGCGAUGGUGCCUGUGGUAAGACUUGCCUCCUGACGGUCUUCUGUCAUCGCUCCUUCCCGGAGGACUACGUGCCGACCGUCUUCGACAGCUGGGUUGCCACGGUGCAUCUGGAAGACCGUGUCGUCCAGAUGUCCAUGUGGGAUACUGCCGGCCAGGAGGAGUACGACCGCCUGCGCCCGCUGUCCUACCCCUCGACGGAUAUCGUGCUCAUCUGCGCUUCGGUCGAUGAGCCUGACUCCCUGGCCAACGUCGUGGACAAGUGGCACCCGGAGGUCGUGCACUUCUGCAACGGCGUGGGCUACUUCCUGGUCCUGUCGAAGGCCGACCUCCGGGACAACCCGGAGGUCGUGGCCAGCCUGGCCGCGCGCGACCAGAAGCCCAUCUCCACCAGCGAAGCGAAGGCCGUCGCCAACAAGAUCGGGGCCGCCGGCUUCUUCGAGUGCAGUGCCAAGGAGAACAAGGGCGUCGAUGAGAUCUUCCACGCGGCCGCUCGCUACGUGACUGAUGUCAUCCGCCGGAAAAAGCCCCGCUGCCUUCUGUUCUAGGCGGUGCUGGCGGAACUCCAUGCGCCAGCUGUGCCUGUCCGUGUGGGCGUGGGUGUGCCGGUGCCUGUGUGCUCGCCAGCUGUGCUAUGCCUGCCGCCGGAUACCUUCCCACUCGCGCAUCCAGCCAAGGACCCCUCUCCAUCCCGCGCACGCAUACAGCCGUCGCCGCCUCCGUAUUUGCCCUGUGCUUCGCGUUCCUGUCCCUUCCUCCCCAAAUCCACCAGUGCAAAAAGGGGGCGGCGGGGUCGCCCUGCGGUUGCCCUUGUCCAGCCAGUGGGAUUUGGCUCCCCCCCCCCCCCCCC
Messenger RNA from Fonticula alba, 950 nucleotides. RefSeq names its product Ras like family, member A. The transcript has 3 exons. The record is from RefSeq and is a predicted model, not a curated record. Bases 43 to 648 code for a protein of 201 amino acids. Gene Ontology annotation, biological process: small GTPase-mediated signal transduction. NCBI's taxonomy places the organism in Eukaryota, Rotosphaerida, Fonticulaceae. Gene Ontology annotation, molecular function: GTP binding; GTPase activity.